Acanthoscelides obtectus is the source of this 4578-nucleotide messenger RNA. The record is from the annotation of a GenBank genome assembly. Lineage: Eukaryota; Metazoa; Arthropoda; Insecta; Coleoptera; Chrysomelidae.
UACGGUUGUGGACACUAUCGUUGCCUUGCCAUGUUUACUUUUAGUGCACGAUAUCUAUAAUUAAUGUUUCUCUACUGAUAUGGAAUAUUGUUUUUUCAGAGCACCUGAUUUUGGAGACCGAUCCAGAGAAAGGAAAAGGAGAGUAUGCAUUCGACAAUGCUGGUUUUAAAGAUACCACCCUUUUCGAAAACAUGUGUAAGCCAGAAGAAACUAGUAAGUUAGAAACUAGCAAGCCAAAGUGGAGCCACUGGUCGCCCUUAGCUGCGUUAACUACAAAAUCUGAGAAAAGAAAGACACUGGACGAUUCUGCGUUGGAGAAUAGCGAAGUGAAGGUAGUCGCGCUUCGAAGCUACGAUUUCACAGGACUUGGUUUCAACAUUUGCGGGAACAUCAAAGAUGGAAUCUACAUCAAGGACAUUUCCCAUCGUGGCCCUGCGUUUGUUUCGGGAAAACUCAACCCAGGUGAUAGAAUUAGCAGUAUAACGAUAAGUUUCGAGCACAUCGUUUACGAGGAUGCCUUGAACAUUCUGAGCUACGCGAGUCCCUACGAGGUGAUCAUAGAGGCCAAGAGCGGGAAAGUGAUACAGACCCCUACUCAAGGUGGACAGCCCAUUCAUCCUAUGUAUAAGAGUACUUCUUGUACAAAUCUGUGGCACUCUGAGAAAUCCCCGGGGACUCGCCUGUUUGCCGACACUCCAAACUCCAGCCUGCAAAAACAGAAGAACCACGUCACCAAUUUGGAAAGAAAAGACUCCAAAUCUCCAAACGUGAACCAAGCGCACCACAAAAAAUCGAAGCCGUUCAAAUCAACACCGGAAAUCAAACCGUCGCCGGAACCAAGAGUGGCCGAACCUCAACCGAAAGCUAAGGAAAGGUUACAACAGAAAAGUGACCUGGAGGUCCAGAAGACAGAGAGUAAGUUCCAGAAGUUCGGAGUGAAGGUACUGCCGUUGGAUCAGAAAAGUCCAAAAACACUUGAACAGAACGAAAACAACAUCAACAUAGAAAAAUUGAGUAUUGACGAAGUGGAUGAUACGAAAAUGGCAAAACCAAGUGUAGUCGUUGAGAAGGAGAGGUUUGAGCGAGGGAAUAUGCAAGGGUCGGGUAUCAAGAGAGAUAAGGACGGAAUUCCUCAGGAGAUACCUGAACAUAUGUUCAAUGCUGCGCUGGCUGUCGCUGCAAAAAGAAACAGAAAUAGCAUGCCGCCAAAAGAGCCCGUACCAACGGAGCCCAAGGAAGAACCCAGGACUCCGAAGAAGAAAGGCAAAGCACCGUCACCGCCCGAUGAAUCGAAAACUGCUAGCCAAGAAAUCACCCAAAAAGACACCAGCGAUUCAAAUUCAAGGACAUACAAUACCGAUUCCGAGGAAGAAGUCGACAACAGUUCAUCAGUGAACACCAUGGAAUUGAAUUCUAGUGAUAUCACCAUCCACCAAACUGAACAGCACGAAGACAAGCAGAACCGAAAAACGGUAAGCACCGGUGAUCUGACAAGGAUCCAGAACACGAAAAAGACCAAGAUAGCAACCGGUACUUUAGAAAGAGCCCAAAGCUUGGAUAUUUCUGAGUCAACGAUACCACCACCUUUGCACAAGGAGAACCUGGAACUGAUGAAAUCUGAAGAGGAUCUCUUCGGAAAAGUUAUGCUCACUAAAGAACCACGCUUGUCUUUGAUACUGGAUGGAUUGAACACAUUCCAGAGAAGCAGGUUGAAGAAGUCAACUGAAUGGGGGAACCUCGAAGACGCCAUCUUAAAGCUGAACCAAGAAGACGAUAGCAUAGUCAGCCUAGAAGACAACCAAUCUUUGGACAGAUCAAGCCUGAACGAAACAUCACCAGAAUUCGAUGCUGUAGUCAACAAAAUCAACGAAAUCAAACGAGAAUCGUUAGACGGGGGAAGGCCAGUAAAGAAUGCAAUUUGGCCAGAUUUGAAUGGCGAAGAGGAAGUUAAGAAACCCAAAAUGAACAAUGGACUAGAAGGCAUUAAGCCGCUCGAUGCAGAAAUCAUGGAGGAAGUCGUAAUCUCGAAACCUGACAUGCACAUUAUGGAGGAGGUCAUGAUUUCAAAACCGUACGUGGAGGAUAAUGCGUAUGGAAUACCAACGAAGCCUAUCUCACCUCCUAGACUGAAGAAGGUCAACAAUAGGAUCGACGAGCCAUUCGAAAAGGCAACGCCUCUAUCUACAGCUGAAAAUAGGCAAGUGAAGGCUAGCGUUGCCGUGAAACCACCUCCAGAAGUUGUUCAAGAACCGGUGGAACCACCAAAGGUGAUGAAGAGGAUUUCGAGGCAGAGGGUUCCAGAAGACAACGCGCCAACACUACCAUCACCAGAUCGGAUAUUUCCAACUGAACCGGCGACAUCGGAAUGGGAAGAAAACAUCAUGAACACGUCACCACCACCAUCCCUGACAUUGGACGAUCCUACCGAUAGCUCACCCCAAGUACCACGUGCACCAGUUAAACCGCAAGAAAUACUCUCGCAGAUCCCUCUGCUAAACUCUCUGGUACAAAAUGAAACAAUAAAAGACGCAGUGCUCAUCAACAACACGGACGAAGCAAAAAGUGUAGUAACGUAUAACACCAAACCAGCACAGUCCAGCAUUCUCGACGUAACGCAAAGCUUUUUGUACACAGAGCAACUAAAUUCCUGUCAAGAUGACGCGUAUCCAUUCAAAAUGUACGGUACUAACGUCUCGGAUGAUAUAAAGGUGUCAAGACACACACAAAGCAGUCCAAAGUCCGAUGACGCUAAGUCUAAAGACAGCCAUAGACAUGUGAGCAAUAUCAACGUCACUAACAAUAACAGAGAUUUGCACAGCUUAGAGUUCAGCGUCAAUGAUGACACUGAACACUACACCACAGCACUUGACGUUUCGAAUGUAUCCUCGUUGGAGGAUAGAGAAAACGGAGACGAUAAUAGAGUAACGAUUCUCACACCGGAUCUUAUCAAAAAUGUAACGUUAGCAGAGGCGAUUCAAACACUGGAAAAAGAACACGAGGAAAAUAAUUCAAAUGACACCGGAAACAGCUUGUCUUUAACUUACGUAACGGAGAUACAAGUGACUCCUCAAAAUAGUUUGACUAACGUGUCUGAAGUUGAGGUGCUGUCAGGAUCAGGUCUGCAGAGGAACUUGGACACAGAAUUCGAAAAUUACGUGAAAAGCUUCGAGGCGAAAUUAGAGCAGUUUGAGAGCAACAUCCACGGGUUCGACCACAACCUCGAGGAAUUUAUCAAAGAAGAACCGAGGAGCAUCGUUUUCAACGAGUCGAUAGACGAGAAAGAACUGAACAAGAUACACGAGAUAGCUGAAGAACAACUGAAGAAACUCCCCGAAAUGAGAUUUACGACAGCAAGUUACGAGGCACCAUCUAAAAUACCGGAAAAGCGUUCUUCCAUCGAACAGCUGAAAUCUAACUUUGAGAAGAGUCCUUCGAAGUCCGGAAAAACUGAAACUCCGACUAAAUCUAGAAUCCCGAUAGCUACGACAACAAAAACGCCGCCGAUGUCGCCAGAAAGACGAGAUUCUCGAACGUUCGACCCGGAAAAUGACAAGGCUUUGCUCGAACUGAUCACGUCUACACCGUACGCCGCCAAACCGAAACCUAGCAGCAAAAAUGUGACUGUUACAUCUAUCAGGAACACGUCCAAGAUUCCUUCCAGUCUGCCGACGUUGAGUGGAAGACCGCCCGUGGCCCCAAGGAAACCGGAAACUAACGACAAUACGGUCCACGUUCCAGUAAAUGGAAGCGAGAGUCACAAUAGCUUUAAGCAAUGGGUGUUCAACCCGUCGAACGUUACUAACGUUACGGUUACGCAGAACAAGCAGGAGAAAUGAUUCGCUCUACCUACCAGGUGCCAUUUUGUUAAGUUUUAUGAAGUGUUGAGUUUGCUUACAUUGUUCGUAGAUAAGUGUGGAUUAAAGUGAGAUGUCAUUGUACCAACUGUGAAUUUGAGGAGAAUGACGACCCGAGACAGUAACAACGGAGAGCAACAGGGGACCAAAUAUUGAUGAAACUGUGUUUAGGCUGGAUAUAGUUUUUGGUGCAUUAAUUUCACUAUACAAUCUAAAUUCAGAUUAUCAUUUGAAGUAGAACAUGUCUUCUCUGACAUAUCACGUAUUUUGCACCUCACUAAUAAGGAGAACAAGCUCACAUACUUUGUUUGGAUUGUAUUAGCAUGCUCAUUUCAUUUUAUUAUUAGUAUUUUCCGGUGCUUAUCAAUAAUGUAUUUUUUUUAAAUUUAUUGAUAUUGUCUACAAAUCACUCAGUCAUAUAAAUAAAAUAAAUAAUGUUAAUAAAAAUAUUUCAAACGAAUCUCCGUGAUGAAAAAUAGAAACUGGUAUAUGAAAGAUUGUAAUCAAAAGCGAUUUUUAUCUUGUUUUCGAUAUAUUCAAACAAAUUGUGAACACAACAUAAAUACGUAUUAUUAAUAGAAGUUUUAAUUUUUAAGUUGUCAUGUAAGUUUUGAGUAUUUGUACAUAAUACAUAUCUCUAUUUUAUUAAAAUGUAUUUUAGCAAUAUAAAGGGCUGUUAGCUAUCUACAUGUUUUUAUGUAAUUUGUAUAUACUGUAAGUCACA